This is a messenger RNA of Salvia hispanica, 1114 nucleotides long. RefSeq lists its product as uncharacterized. The record is from RefSeq and is a predicted model, not a curated record. NCBI's taxonomy places the organism in Eukaryota, Viridiplantae, Streptophyta, Magnoliopsida, Lamiales, Lamiaceae.
GGUGGAAAUAGGAAUCUGCCUAAUUUUUCUGGCCACUUUUUGCCUGUCGGACUUUGGCCGGAAACCAAGCUCUUUCUGAUUCUUCAUUUCCCUCCGCUACAUGCAUGCAUAUUAUGAGUGCAUGUAGGAGAAUCAUUGAUUAAAACAAAGGAAUGAGUAAAGCGGAAUCUAGUGAAUCACCACCACCACCACCCAAAGCCGACCACCACGAUGCCGGAGAAAAAGCACCACCAACUCCACCAAAAGUCGACCACCACGAAAAAUCACCACCACCAGCACCUCCCGAAGACCUAAGCUCCUCCUCCUCCACCUCCGACGAUGAGUCCUCCUCCGUCUCCUCUUCUCCUUCCUACAAAUCCACUAAAAAACCCCCGAAGCCGGAGCCCACGCAGCCGCCCCCAAAUCAGGAGAUGGAGCGCAGCCCCUCCGCCUACCGGAUCCCGCCCUCCGUCUUCGAGCGCAACAAGUCGUCCGCCGCCGGUGACUGGAGCGUCGCCUCCAACGACUCCCUCUUCAGCAUCCACGUCGGCAACAUGAGCUUCACCAACGAUCAGUACAUGUGGCGCUCCGAGGAGCUCACACCUCCACCUCCGGCCGCCGGAGGCGACCACAUGUUCACGUACCCCGCGCAUUCGGCGAAUGGAGGGGUCGCUGAUAUGAGGAGCCACGAGCUCGGGCUCGCGGAGGCUACCAUGCUGGAGGUGAUCAAGGAGAACGAGGGUCGGAGUCCUCCCCCGCGGGUGCCGGUGCCGGCAGAAGUGCGAAAAGCGCGGCGUUCCGCGGGGAGCAACCAGAGCAACAUGUCGUUCGCCUUUUCCGUAGCGGGAGGAGACACAGAGAGGAUACCUAGCUCGAUAAAGUCGCCGGAGAAAACCCCAGUAGAGCCGCAGCAGCACGAUCACGAUGAACCAAUAGAAAAAGAGGCUCAACCACCUCGAUCGAAAUGGUUAUGUUGUUGCUCGUGUUGGCCAUUUCGUUCGUGACACACAACAUUAAUUUAUAAAUAAACAUAUUUUCAACAACUAAGAUGAAGCUUUGCAUCUUCAUCUGCUGUAAUGCAUUUUCUCUCAUAUGACCUAAUGUAUUCUCAUCGGAUAUUCCUGUGAUUAUUUAG